This is a messenger RNA of Pseudogymnoascus destructans, 456 nucleotides long. RefSeq lists its product as uncharacterized. The transcript has a single exon. The record is from RefSeq and is a predicted model, not a curated record. The coding region runs from base 1 to 456 and encodes 151 amino acids. Lineage: Eukaryota; Fungi; Ascomycota; Leotiomycetes; Thelebolales; Thelebolaceae.
AUGGCAAGCACAACUCCUACCACUGCUAGACAUUGCUCUCAGGCUUUGAGUCGUGGUGUUGGCAAUGAUUUAGAUCAAAGCACCCAAAAGGUAACGUAUUCUGAGCUGGCCCUCAGCCACGUACUGCACACUCUGCCCGCUGAGAAGGUCUUCAGUUUCCUUCCCUCCAUCGUCUCAUCUCUGAACGCCAUGCAGACUCUCCCACGCGUUCUUCACUGGCUAUGCCAGGGGCAAGGCUCACUAAAUCGAUACUUGGAUCGUCACCCGACUGACCGUUUGCAUGUUGCGGCUGCACUCGGGAUCGCCUUACAUUCCGAGCCCAGUCCUGCCACCAGUCCUGCCACCAGUCCUGGUCGACCUGUGCAAGCGCUAUCGUUGCAUAUCCCAGAGCAGAAGCUGCAGUCUGCGAAAAUAGAUGACAUAUGGAGAGUGUGUCACACCACCCAGCAGGUUUGA